Messenger RNA from Ceratina calcarata, 5383 nucleotides. RefSeq lists its product as uncharacterized. The transcript has 7 exons. Gene Ontology annotation, molecular function: heme binding; peroxidase activity. The coding region runs from base 290 to 4585 and encodes 1431 amino acids. The record is from RefSeq and is a predicted model, not a curated record. Lineage: Eukaryota; Metazoa; Arthropoda; Insecta; Hymenoptera; Apidae. Gene Ontology annotation, biological process: response to oxidative stress.
CGGCACCUCUCGCUUUCACUCGCCCGUGUGAAGAGGCUAUCGCGGGCCCCGAGAGCUCAGUAUCCGCCGGACCGUCGCGUGGUUCGAUGUUGAGAACGUGUACGAACGUAUAUACGAGCUGGUGUUCCGUCGACCUGCCAGAAGAAAGUGAUCGUCGAGCUUCCUAACCAGGCGGGCGUCCUGCCGUUUUCUCUUUGAACUUGGCUCCUCGAGACCAGCACGAUAGUGUUCCGCUCGCAGAGACAGAGACAUUUUAUCAGGGGUUCGUGCGCCGUGUCAAAUCGUUACAAUGAAGAGACUCGACUCGUUCAGGUGCAGUUUGGCUCUACUGUCCACCGUGGUUCUCGUGACGUUGACAUUAGCGAUCACGACGGUUCGUCACUUCGACAUCUCAAAUUACCUCUACGGUGUGGAUCACGAUUUGCAGGCAAGGGCACGGGCAGGAAUCGAGGCUGAAAGAUUCAUUUAUCAAACGAAAGCCAAAUAUCAGAACAGACCGGAGUCGAACGAUCCACCAUGCAGGAUCAAGCCGGACAGACCCUGUCCACCGAGCAAGUACAGAACGCCUUCCGGUGCUUGCAACAACGUGAGACACCCGGUUUGGGGUUCUCGCGGCGCGCCAUUCCUCAAAUUAUUACCACCGGCGUACUCGGACGGAAUCGCCAGCCCCAGACGAUCCGUGGGUGGCCAAGCGCUUCCGAGACCAACGACAGCGGUGUCGAUCUUGUCGAACCAUCUCCGUCCGUCCCCGGAGCCUCACGAAGGUCUGACCAGCUUGUCCGGCGUGUGGUCCGAACUGAUACUGAACGACAUCGCGGCCACCGUGCGUUCCACCAGCCAGCCGAAUCUCUGUUGUUCGGGGACUUCCAGACACCCGGAAUGUUACGAGAUCCGCGAUGAAGAAGGGCAGUGCAUGGAGCACUGGCGCUCCGUCCCGAGUUUGACCGUGCACAAGUGCAACUUCGAGACGAGAGAACAGAUGAACGGAGCGUCCGCGUAUCUGGACGGUUCGCACGUCUACGGUCCGACCGACGAACAGUUGCAUCGUCUGAGGACGUACAGCCGAGGAAAGGUGGACGUGUCCGCGUGCGAGAUCUGUAACGGUACCGAGGGCAGGGCUCUCGGUACGAUUUACACCGCUCUCUUGAACGAGCACAACCGCAUAGCUGGCGGACUGUCCGAGGCGAACGAACACUGGCACGACACGAAACUGUUCCUGGAAGCGCGGAGAAUAGUCGUAGCCCAGAUACAGCACAUCACGCUGAACGAGUACCUGCCCAGCAUCCUGGGCGAGGGUGCCCGCGCCGACCCGGAACUGAUGCCGGUCGCCAGCGGCUUCUACGACGGUUACUCGUCGUCGAACGUUGCUGGGACGUACGACGCCGUUGCGCUGACGGCUCUCCGCGCUCUGACUUCGCUCCGCGGGUACGGAUCGACCGAGGAUGAUUCUACAUGGCUCGAGGAGCACGUGCUGGCAUCGGCCAAUCGCGUCGGCCUCGACCCGAGCCGGAUCGCUCCCGGAUCGCGCCUCCAGGCAGACGCUCUCCAGGUCCACGUGGCUCGCGACCACGGCAUCCCCGGAUACGUCCACUUCGUGGCCGACUGCUCCGGCCUCAAUUUCACGGUCGGCGGCGGUGGUUUCAGAGAUCUGGAACGUUUAAUGCGGACGUCGCACGCGAAACUCUUGGAAUCCAUCUAUUCUCGCGUGGAAGACAUAGAUCUUCUCGUCGGCGGGAUCUUAGAAGUUCCGAUGAGAGGAGCCACGGUGGGGCCGACGUUCGAAUGCUUGCUCAAGAGACAAUUCGUGAAGACCAGAAACUCCGAUCGAUUUUGGUACGAGAACGACAUCCCUCCUUCGGGCCUGACCCCGGCUCAGUUGGCCGAGAUCAGGAAAGUGUCUCUGGCCGGUAUCCUGUGCGCGAACACGAAGAUCGCGGAGAUCCAACCUAAGGCGUUCAUCCAACAGGAUCCGUACCUGAACGCAAAGAUCGAUUGCGAUCAACACGGCUCGCUGGACAUCGGCCCGUGGAGGGAGGAGCCUCUGCCCGAACCCGCGAGACCAGAGGAAGUCGGAACUGAGUCGACAAAACCGGGAUACGUGCCGGAGAUCGACGCCAGCUUGAUAGCGGCAGCCGUGAAGAAAGCGGAAGCCGAUCUGAUCGAGAGGAAACAGUUGGAGUACAAUUCGUGGCUGGAACAGAGGAUAGCCGAUCCGAAGUCUCCGGCUGGAACGGCGGCCAGCUUCUCCAAAGCGAACAGGGACGCGCUUCUAUUGGCCAACUCGUCGAUAAUGUACGAGUUGGCUACCAACGAGAUUCUGAACGGCGUGCACGGUCUGCGACGCAGGAAACGACAGGCCUUCGACACCACCGACAACGUCCUCGGCUUCCCAAACAACGACUUCUCCGACCUGCUUCAAAACGUCGAUAUCUCCGGAUUUCUGAAUCAAAAAAAGGCUACGAAUCACGACGAGGUCGAGUGCCCGGUGGACGACAGUCCUUGCGAUCCCACCAGCCCUUACAGAACGUUGUCGGGCCAUUGCAAUAAUCUUCGCAACCCCAGUCUCGGCAAAUCGUUGACGACGUUCGCCAGACUACUACCCCCGGCUUACGAGGACGGCGUCUCGAAGCCCAGAGUGACGUCCGUCACGGGGGCACCUCUACCGAAUCCCAGAGUGAUCUCCACGGUCAUACAUCCGGACAUCUCGAACCUCCACAAUCGAUACACCCUGAUGGUGAUGCAGUUCGCGCAGUUUCUGGACCACGACCUCACGAUGACGCCUAUCCACAAGGGAUUCGCCGAGUCCAUACCUAGCUGCCGUUCCUGCGACUCGCCACGGACGGUUCAUCCAGAGUGUAACCCGAUUCCGGUCCCUCCCGGAGAUCACUAUUAUCCCACGGUGAACGUGACCUCCGGCGCGAGGAUGUGCUUCCCGUCGAUGAGAUCGCUCCCUGGCCAGCAGCACCUGGGACCUCGGGAACAGAUCAACCAGAACACCGCGUUCCUCGACGCGUCGGUCAUCUACGGCGAGAACACUUGCAUCUGUAACAUCCUGCGAGGUUUCAACGGGCGAAUGAACGUCACGCAGAGCCCGCAUCGCGGUCACAAGGACCUCCUACCGCAGUCCCCGACGCAUCCCGAGUGCAAAGCGAAGUCGGGAUACUGUUUCAUCGGCGGCGACGGUCGCGCUUCCGAGCAACCCGCGCUGACGGUGAUGCACACCAUGUGGAUCCGCGAGCACAACAGGAUCGUCGAUGGUCUCAGACAGAUAAAUCCGCAUUGGGACGGAGAGAAACUGUUUCAGCAGGCGCGCCGCAUGGUCAGCGCGAUGCUGCAGCACGUCACUUACAACGAGUUUCUACCGCGAAUCCUCGGUUGGAACGCGGUCACGCUCUAUGGGCUGAAGCUUCUUCCUCAGGGUUACUACAAAGAGUACUCGCCCACGUGCAAUCCCAGCGUGCUCACCGAGUUCGCCAGCGCCGCUUACAGGAUCGGUCACUCGCUCCUGCGGCCGCACUUGCCGAGAAUGGACCGCGGCUAUCAGAACAUGGAACCAUCUAUUUUACUGAGAGACGGUUUCUUCGAUCCCGACAUGUUGUACCAGCACAAAAUGAUGGACGAGAUGCUGCGUGGCUUGGUGGCUACGCCGAUGGAAACGUUGGACCAGUUCAUCACCGGCGAGGUGACCAAUCAUCUGUUCGAGAUUCGUGGGAUCCCGUACUCGGGGAUCGAUCUCGUUGCGCUCAACGUCCAUCGUGCCAGGGAUCACGGGAUACCGUCUUACAACAAUUACAGAGCUCUCUGCAACCUCAAGCGAGCCACCACGUUCGAAGAUCUGUCCAGAGAAAUGGCACCGGAGGUGAUAGCUCGCAUGAAACGCAUCUACGCUUCGGUGGACGACAUCGACUUGUUCCCCGGUGGAAUGAGCGAGAGGCCUCUUCAGGGUGGACUGGUAGGUCCGACUUUCGCGUGCAUCAUCGCGAUACAGUUCCGGCAGUCGAGGAAGUGCGAUCGAUUCUGGUACGAGACGGACGACCCGAACAUCCGAUUCACCGAGCAGCAGCUCGCGGAGGUACGAAAGAUCACGCUGUCGAAGAUCAUGUGCGAGAACAUGGACGAGCACACCGAGAUGCAGCGAGCCGCGUUCGAUCUUCCGAGCAAUUUCUUGAACCCGAGAGUCCCUUGCGGCUCAAUGCCACACAUGGACCUGUCCGCCUGGAGGGAGACGAGGCACGGAUGUCAAAUCGGAGGGAGGAACGUCGCCCUGGGAGAAUCCGGCUUCCCCACGCCCUGCACCAGCUGCGUUUGCACGGCCGAAGGCACGCAGUGCGCUUCUCUGAGGAUCACCGAUUGCAAUCAGCUUCUGCGCGAAGCGUCUCGGGAGGCGAUCCUACGCGACGACGUGUGCACGGCUCAGUGCGGGUUCGUCCUCGCGGCCACGGAAGCGAACUCGAGGAUUCAGCAGUUCAGCACGCCGGCCAGUUUCCCCGGUUUCGUCGCGCAUAGAAACAGUUUGAGAAGCGCACCGUCGCCGGUCUCCUUCAACGGAUUCAAGCUGCCCGAUCUCUCGCAGUUCAUAGGCUGAGAACGCGAACACGCGUAGCGGGAGGACGCGUUAACAACGAGACUUUACGUAUAACUGGUCGCUUAUUAACUGUCGUACACGAGAUACUCACUGUCUUCCUUCGAGAGACCGUACCGACAACGACGGUCGAGUUCGAUUCCUAACGGGCCGCGCUUCAUCGUCGAAGACGACGUUUCAUAAAAGUGUACGGUGAACGGGUGUCGCGCAUUCCUCUGUUCGUUUCGUCUCGCGAACGGAAACCAUCUACGAGAUGAGCGGUUCGUUUUACUUUCGACGGAGAUCGUCCGCGAAGAGUGUCGUUCGAACUGUUUCAAACUCGUUUCGUAGAAGAUACCUCUCGUAUCUUACUUUUUUUACUUGUUACGUUUAGUACUAUUAUCUUGUAGACUGUAAGAAGUAUUUAAUGUACGGGAGGGAGUGGUAACGAGAGAGAGGUCAGUACGCGAAGCUGUUGUCGCCAGCUUGAAGGAAAAAUUUGUACAGUGAUCUCGUAGUACGUAAAAGUGAGGAACGAGGAGGACUUUAAAUGAAUCGUCACGGUGUUCGUCGACAUCGCGAAUGAACGCGUCAGAUGUUGUAUAUUGGAGGGAGAGUCGCGCAAGGACCGAGAAGGUGAAUCAUUUUUGUACUUGUAUAAUAAUUACAACGCGGAAAAUAACAAAUGCAAACGCAAAAUUUAAUUCCGAAUCGACUUUCUUUUCUUGUUUUUUUUCCUCCCUUCAUCGUUACACCUCUGUCCAAUUUUGUAGUGUACCAGCGACAUGUAUAACGUUAAUAAAUGUUAAUGUUUCUUUUUCC